AUGACAACAACCAUAUCUCACGCUCCGACAUCACCAGACCCAGAAGAAGUUGAACUAGACACGGAGAUCACCUCAAUCCGCGCAGAAAGUACGCAUCCCAAUCCAACAGAAACCAGAACCAAAUCCGAAUCUAACCAAAAUCAAGUCCAAAACCUCCAAAAACGCAAGCGCAUCCUCACAUCCAGCCUCCUAACAACUGACCCAAUACAAAAACUCCGCAAACAAUCCCUACCCCCCACCACAACAAACCAAACCGACCCCCUCACAACAAUCUCCCCACUUGUCCACGCCGCCGGUGCACAUACCUCCUCAAACCACCAUCGCAUCGCCUUCGGCGCAACUGCCUUCCCAUUCAAAGACCCUUCCCCAACAUCCAGCGCCGCGCCCCUCCUCGGCGUGCGCAUCGACGUAUGCGCCCGCAACGGCCGAUUCGCAAAACCAUACUACAUCCUCCUCCAACAUGAGCGAAGCCGCGCGGGUCCCGGUUCAGCUUCUACGAAGAUGUUGAAAGUCCAUCGACACACAGUGCCCGGGUUUAUAUCGAUAGCGAAGCUAGAGAGUGUAUACCUACCGCGGCCGGGUAUGACGCGCGACGAUGGAGACGGGAAUGAGGAUGGGGAAGGAUCAUCUGGCGAAGAUGAGGAUGCUGGACCCGCAAAACCGUGGAAGAAGAGCGGCAGUUCUACUCGGAAACAAGAUCUGCGGGGAUUUGUGCGCGAGCUUCGGAGGGAGCUUGUUGCUUGGCAUAUGCGUGUUGAUGCGAUUGACUUCCUGCGCGAGAAAUUGGGUCUUGUGGGUGAAGGUGGGAAGGCAUUGCCGUUUGAUGUUUCGCCGGAUCGGGAUACGGGGAUCGUGUCUUUGGCUGCUGCUGCGGUUGAGGCGCGGUAUGUGCGAGUUGAGUGGGUUGAUGGUCGGGUUGGGCGGUUUAAGCUGUCUAAUACCGGGGUUGUGGAGCGGGCUGUUGUUAUUGGUGAUGAGGGGAGGGAUAAAAAGGUUGAGAAUGCGAUCACUGGGGGUAGUGGCAGAAUUGAGACUGUUUUGGAUAGGUUGAGGGUGGAUGUGUUGUCUGGAUCACCUGGUACGCCUGGCACGCCUGAAGUAUGA
Molecule: messenger RNA, 1104 nt
Organism: Penicillium crustosum
Lineage: Eukaryota; Fungi; Ascomycota; Eurotiomycetes; Eurotiales; Aspergillaceae
Exons: 1
Coding region: 1-1104 (367 amino acids)
Cellular component (GO): kinetochore; Mis6-Sim4 complex
Source: RefSeq, a predicted model, not a curated record